Ilex paraguariensis (yerba mate) is the source of this 792-nucleotide messenger RNA. Lineage: Eukaryota; Viridiplantae; Streptophyta; Magnoliopsida; Aquifoliales; Aquifoliaceae. The record is from the annotation of a GenBank genome assembly.
AUGCACGAGUACCGCCUUGACGGCGACUUCUCCUACAGUAGUCACACGUGCAAGGAGGAAUGGGUAAUAUGCAGAAUAGUGCACAAAAUGGGUGAGAAGAAAAACCCAGUGCUCCAAGGACAUAAUAGCUACCUGUUGGAAGUUUCCUCAUCUCCCAACACCAGUUGUUCCCUACCUCCUCUGCUUGAAACCCCAACAACACUAUUGGAAUCCCCAUCCCAAAACCACCCAAUGCAUUCCCUCCAAAACUCUUUUCUCAUUGAUCACCGUCAAGAAAGUAACCAGCUGAUACCUCUAACCCACCCACUUGUCUCCCAACCAAACCUGUUUUCAAUAAAUGGGUUCUUCCAACCCUCCUUUUCACCCACUCCCAACACCAACAGCAUCACCACAUCAAACAAAGACACAGACACCAACUACCACGGCCCAUCCCCAUCACCAUCACCAUCACCAUCACCAUCCAUCCUCUUCAAGUCUCUCCUCUCACAUCAGGAACCAGCAGCAGCCACUAUUCCAAAACAGUGCAAGACAGAAGCCAACUUUUUCCAUUUUCAACUAUCUGAAUCUGAUGCUAAGUUGCGCGGGGCAUAUAAGAAUCAGCAAAGCACCACCUAUAAGAAUCCUUUAUUUCUUGGGUGGGAUUGCAGUGUAAUGGGGUUCUCAUCUGGUGCUGGAGCAGAUGCUCUUAAUGACAUGUCCAGUACUCCAGUUGCUUUCAACAAUGCCGGCUUUCAGGUGUUUGUAGAUCCUUCCAUCAAAGCCACUGCAGAUUCUUGGCCUUUCCAUCUUUAA